Messenger RNA from Triticum aestivum (bread wheat), 483 nucleotides. RefSeq names its product protein GL2-INTERACTING REPRESSOR 2-like. NCBI's taxonomy places the organism in Eukaryota, Viridiplantae, Streptophyta, Magnoliopsida, Poales, Poaceae. The record is from RefSeq and is a predicted model, not a curated record. The coding region runs from base 20 to 367 and encodes 115 amino acids. The transcript has a single exon.
GCGAUCGAGGUGGCGAGCCAUGAGCAGCGGCAACAAUGGCGGGACGAACGGGGGGCUGGAGCUCAGCCUGAACCAAUCGCCUCCGCCGCCCCUGGCCGCAGCGGAGAGGAUGGAGGUGGACGGCGGUCAUGUUGAAGAUGACGACGACUACAGCAACGGCUCGUCAUCGCCUAGCUCGUGUGUGUCGUCGGAUGAUAGCCAUGCCGGCUGGGAGCCGUCGCCUAUGGUGAUCGGAGCGUGCGAGCGGUGCCUCUUGUACUGCAUGGUGACCAAGGAGGAGUACCCCAUCUGCAUCAACUGCAAGCAGCCCUUCCUUGUGGACGUCCUCCCUGCCGGCGACGACAAGAAGCAUGACAAGCGCCAGUAAAGGAGGCGAUCGAACUCAGUCGCUGUGCCCAGUGGAUGCUCAUAGCGAUGGUUUAGCUCAGUUUUGGCGCACGGAUCUUGGCGCGGGCUGAGGACUGCAAGCCGUUAGAUUGUCCG